Molecule: messenger RNA, 597 nt
Organism: Rotaria sordida
Lineage: Eukaryota; Metazoa; Rotifera; Eurotatoria; Philodinida; Philodinidae
Source: the annotation of a GenBank genome assembly
AUGUCAAAUAUGGCGCAGAAUCUGUCAUCUUCAACACAUAAUGGUGCAAAUAAAUCUUCUAAGACAAAACAAUCUCUUCAGAAUAAUCAUAAAAGUACUGAUCAUGAAACCAUCAUCAAUAGUAUUACUGGUUAUGAAAAUGAUCUUGGAGAUAGAUUAGAAUUAUUGGAACGUGAAGCUUGCGUGCAAGCACAACAGAUUGAAUUGAAUGAAUGUCUCGAAUGUGUUGCUCAACUUGUUGAUUUAUUGAAACGUACUGUUAUUACCUCCGAACUUCAAAAUCAAAAUGAUUUGCAUAAUGAUACACGACAUCAUCUACAACAACAUAAGGGUAUUACUGGCAAUAGACUUAUUGAUGAUAAAGUCGAGAAGAUUGUUAUUAACAAAGGUUUAACUAAAGAACAAUGGAAUUGUCUUCUUUAUAUGGCAUUAAGUACUGAUGAGACAAUAGAAUUAACCAAAGUUAGCAAGAAACAUUUACAAAAAGUACGUGAUAAAGCAUUACGUCUUCUUGACGCUGAUGAACAGAGUGCAGUUUUUGCAUUAAUCAAUGCUACUGAAAAAUAUGUAUUGAAAAAUCAUUCCAUUGAAAAAUGA